UUAUUUUAUUUUUUCAGAUGUGAUUAUCCUUUUCUUUUCUACUUAAAUAGCUAGCAUGAAGCUUCCCCAGGUCUGGUAGAUUCGGUAGCUUCCACUAUGAAGUGAAUAAUGUACUUCAGGUCACAAUCUGUAACAUUUUUUCCUUAUGCAAAUGAUUUUUUUAUUUUAUUUAUCCUUCACAUCCUAUCAUUUCUCAUUUUUAUUUUAUUUCCCCCAUAUUUCCAUUUCCUUUUUCCACAUAUCCAAACGGUUGCCCAACUCACCGAGGGAUUCGAAAACCGGAUCAAGAUGGAGACAAUGCCACGUAAUAUAUAUAUAUAUAUAUAUCACGUAUUACUCAACAGACAGCGUAGCCUGAGAGUGCCAAAGCUGAAGAAGUGUGUGUAGGUGUACGCAAAAAAGGAAAAAGAGUGCGAAACGGCCGCAUUCAAUUCAGGGAUUCUCCAAAAUGCCUUCCUCCGACCACCGCCCCGCCGUCGCAACCGCAACCGCAACCGCAACCGAUCCAAAGGACAACGGCUCAGAUUCUGAAGAACAUGAAGAAAUAGAAGAGGAAGUGGAAGUAGAAGAGGAGGUGGAGGUAGAAGUUCACGAAGAGCAAGAUAUGCGCAAAGGUUUGUCAGAUGCACCGAUUCAUGAGAAUCGGAACAAUGCUAGCCAAGGUAUGGAGUCCCUGGGGCACGAGGAGCAGUUGUGUUCAGUUUCUUCUGCUCUAGAUAAAUCCGUAGAAAAUCUACAAUCAGACACCCUUGCAGUAGAAGACAGUAAGAGAAAUUCAAAUCUUUCCUGUACAAGUGAGAAAAGAGAAAAGGAGGAAUCAUGCGUUAAUAGUGAGGAUUCUAAGUUCCCAAAAAUAGGGGAGAACCCGGUUGCUUCUGAUGACAACGUAUUUCAAGCAACCACUGCUGAUAAGAAUGGUUCUGGUGCCAUUUUAGAAAAGGGAAUCCUUAAAGACGAUAAUAAUGCACAUUAUGAUUGUAAGGCUCAUUUGUGCAAUAGUGAGAUUAUGACUGAUGACCACACAAAGCGCUGUAGUGUUUUUGGUGAAGAAGUGGUUCCUACAAUCUCAACAAAAGAUAUCUUUGAUGAGGAGGAUAGUGGUGUAAUAUAUUCUAAGGAAGAAAUUAAGCAAAUGAGCAUGCAAUCUGUGGAGGAGAUGAAGCAAAAGGAAUCAAGAUUGGCAACGACCCAUAUAAGGCUCAGAAGUUUGUCCCCAGGUGCUGACUUUAGGGAUCAAAACAAACAACCAGCGGUUAUAUGCGACUUUUUUGCUAAAGGAUGGUGUAUAAAAGGGAAGUCAUGUAGAUUCCUCCACAUAAAGGAUCGUGUGGAUAGUGCUAGCCGGGUGCCUGAAAGAAAUGUAGUUGAUGCAAAUAAGAAAAGUGAACUCUGGGCUGGUGAAGGUUUGUUUUCUGUGUCCCCCUUCCGUGGAAAGAGCUUGUUUCCUGAGCAAAGAUAUUUCUCAAGUAGCUCAGUUAUGUUAAAUACUGACCAAAACACCAUGAUUCCUGCUUAUGCAAUAAGUUUGGAAGAAUUGGCUAGUAAGAGAGGCCAGUAUAUGCUCAAUGCUCGUAGUUCGCCAGACUUGAGCCGUUCUCUGAAUUUGAGCUCAAGCACUUCUCUACCAUCAUCUACCGGCAUGUUACCAUCUCGCCAUUGUUCAGCUUAUACAAGGCCCUCUUUAUCAUUUAGUAGUUCUUCUAAAUCCACCUCCCUGCUGCGGAGCUCUUCACCAUUCUCUGGUUCUGAAACCGAAAAUUUGUCUGUACACAAUGCUUCUGGACAACCCCUGUGCUAUGGUGGACAUAAAGAAAAAAAUAUUUUCUAUGAUUGGGAGCCAUCUGUACCUUUUCGGCCAUCAUUUUUUAUUAAUUCUCUAAAUAUGUCAUCUCCAGGAAGCCAAUAUGACCCUAUCCAUGAUAGCAUUGAGCAGCCCAACUUAGGAGAUCGGUUCUCAAAAAUUUUGUCAUCUAGUCAAGGGACAUCCAUCCUGACUCCACAUCUGCCUGUAAAUGGCGAUCCUGUUUUAACGGGGACUCUAUGCCAAGAGUAUAGCUCAGGUAAGUACUCUCAUCAUAAAUUCCUUGAGAAUAUGUUGGACAGUAACUCUUAUGGAAAGAGUGUGUUUACAACUGAAGCUGAAACUGUGGGAGCUGAACAGCAUAACGAAAUUGCCUUGCCCAUAGAAGAGAAGCUCUUGGGCUCCGCCUAUGUCAAAGACGUUACAAAAGCUAACAAACAUAAUAUUGAUCUUGAACUUCAAAGUGAUGGACCAAGACACAAUAAAAAAUCAAAAGUAGAUCCGAGUGAAGCAAACAGUGAACAGGACCCAAAAGCACUGAAGCUUUUUCGUGAUUCUCUCAUUGAUUUUGUGAAAGAAUUGCUGAAACCAACUUGGGAAGAGGGUCGUCUGAGCAGAGAUGCUCACAAAAUGAUAGUUAAGAAAGCAGUUGACAAGGUCAUUAGCACAGUGCAGCCUAACCAAAUUCCAAGUACUAUGGAAAAAGUUUAUCUAUAUUUUUCUUUAUCCGAUACAAAAAUUGCAAAGCUUGUUGAGGGAUAUCUCGAGAAGUAUGGCAAAUUCUGAGCUGCUGGGCCGAUUGGAUUUCUUUUAUGAAGUGUCUAUACAGCCUACCAGCUUGGAAGUUGUGGACAUUUCUUUGGGGCUGUCCUUUUUAACUACCAACGAAUGCAAGUACGCUUACUGACAAGAAGCCGAUGGACAUUAAAGUGUAAGAAGACAGGGAUUCAAAAUUGUGUAAAGAUGAUGAUUAUGUAGCUUGAGUUUCUAGUGGUGCUUGAGUCAUCAAGACAUCAACAAAGUGACAAAUGAAAACUCAGGUUAAAGUUAAUUGUGGUGGUGCAGCCCAGCAACAAACCUAACACUUCCACCAGGUGCGGUGAAGAAUAGUUGGAGAUGUGAUACUAAAAGGAAACUGGCAGUGAAGAAAAGGAAGAAAAAUGAAGUUUGUAUUACAGUAAUUUCAUAUUUUAUUGUUCUGCAUGGGAUGGGAAACAACCUGGAAAAAAAUGACUGAACUACUGGCUUGCAGAUGUGCAUUUUUGCCUGGUUACUCACUCAAGAGCGAAGAGAAUCCUUCUAAGGUCUCUCUCCUGAACUUAAUUCGCAGCAGUUCAAACACAUCAUCCAAGGUUGAAAAGAAAGGAUUUAAUGGCCAGGUUGAUCAGUGAAUGAAGAAGACUCGGCCAUCCAUCUCUUGCUUUUGGGCUUUCCACAGGCAAGCAAAACACUGAAAAGGAAGGGAUGAAGGAACCUUCUUUGGAUGUCUGCUUGAAAAGUUCUAGAAGAUCAGUUGUCUCUCAAAAGAUUGAUGCUUGGAUAGCUUUUUCUGGGCUUACUUACAGGUUUUAGGGAAUGAAUCAAGAGAAUUUUGAAUCAAAGCCCUGGAUUUUUGUUCAUCCCUUGCCUUAAUAAUAUCUGAGGGUUUACAGCGAUGACUUGGUAUAUCUACUAUAUGAGGAAGUGCUUAUCUAAGUAGCAUCAUUGGGGUAGAUACACAAAUCAAUUCCAAUACAAGAAGCCAAGUAGGCGGUUUGGUGCGAGUGGAGGAUUGUUAGUCUUUGUAGCAGUUCCAUUGAGACACAAUUUUACCGUCACUCUGAUCUCCUGCUGCCAUUACAGUUGUCGGUGAUAAGUCUUAACUAACAUGCACAGGCAACUUAAAUGGAUCUGAUUGGAAUGGAAUUACUUGUGGUAAGGGCUGAUCAUUGGAGAAUAACAGAUUGCCAAUGCCAAGAAAUUCUUACUAUACCAGCUGCAACAUCUAAAUACAUCUUAUCUGCCGUCGUGGGUUGUCAUUGAUUUUUUGGCAGACUCCUCAGUGACAGUGGAGAGGAUCCUGGUCCAUAAUGAUUACAUAGUCCAAAUCUUGGGAGGGUGUUCGGAUGCAUUUCUACUUUUGUUUUAUUAGUUUUUCCUUUUUCUUUAAUUGUUCUGUAGUGCUGAUUGUUCUUUUCCUUUUUCCCAUUUCCUCCCUCCCCCUGGAUGCCAACUGAGAUGUAUUAUUCCCAAUUCUUGUUCCUUUUUCUCUCUGGGGUCUUAAUUCUUGUAUGGUUUAAUGUUGACACAGCUGAUUGAAUCCGUCAGGGACCGGGUUAAAGUCAUAGCUCAGGAACAGCUUUCGGACGGGAGGAACUUGGCUGACAGCAGGAAUGGAGGGACGGGAAACUCAGAGAGCAGCUUUAGCUCGGGGUAUCAACUCGUAGGCCUAUUGAAAGAAUUUACUUUUCUGGAAUCUCGUUUCUUGAAGGUUAGAUCUUUAAACUCAGCUUCCAGUGUGGAAUAUUUGGACUUUUGGAUUUAUCUGCAGCAGGUGAAUAAAAUUUUGGAGUCAUCUAUAGCAGGAGAGAAAAUUCAUAGAAUUCGUUGAAAAUGGCAGAAGUGAUGAAUCUUGUAAUAUAUAUUGAUUUGUUAUCAUUCCAUAAUAAAAAAAAUUUAAGAUGUUUAAAAUUAAACAAUUGAGAUUUAUAUUUAGCGUUUGAAAUAUAUGUGAACAAUGUAACAUAAAACAAAAUUGCAGGUUUCUUCAUCUGAUAAAAAAGUUGAAAUGAAUUUGGAGCUGUGAAAUCAUAGUUGGAUGUUUGUUAUAAUGUACCAAGUAGCUGGUACUUUAGAUGAUUUUAACCUAGAGAUGUAUUUGUUGCUAGCCAUUAAGUUAACUAUGAAAAAUCAUCAAAUCAAGGGCUUAGCUUAGUUAUUCUGUUUUUUUUUUUUUCCUCCUCCUUCCCUAGAUUGGAUUAGCCACAUAGGACACACACUUCACUCAAAAUCCAAACAUCUGUUAUUCAGAGCCCACUUGGCUAUACAAUGAGCUGAAAAGUAGGGGAGCCCAGGAGAGAAAAGCCCCCACCCCUUAGCAGCAAAAAAAAUGUACAUCCUCCUUUAUAACAGCUGAAAAGCCGGUAAAGGUUUAAGCUGCUUAAUAGAUUUGCAGUCGCCCUCUGUAAUAUAAAAACAAAAUUUUUAAGCUCUGUUUUUAGGUCAAGAAGGUAAAAUUAUACUUCUCUAUACCAACAUCAAAUGUCUAUUUUACCUAAACAUGUAAGAAAACAGAAUAACAAAAAAUGAAUAGAUCUGCCAGACUGCCAACAAAUACUAUUUAAACUUUUUGUCUGUAAGCAGUUAACUAGGGCUGCAUUUUUGGUGGUCAACCUUAAUUUAGACCACUCUCUUUUAUAGUUUGUUUUGAAAAUUUUCAAUGUGAUCAAUAUUCGGGUUUUGAUUUGGCACAGAUAAUAGACAAAUUCUGAAUCCCUGAUCAAUCCACUUUGACCUUGUAUCAUUUUCGUAGAAGCAUAGAUUAAAUGGGCAUACAACAAGACCAUCAUAAAUUUAUAAGAUUCAUCUCAUUAAAAGUGUUAAGGGCCCGUUCCUAUAAUUGUGUAGAUUUUCAAAUUGUUACUGGAGUGCCUGACUGGACCGAACCUUUCAUUCUUACAAUGAGCCCAAUAUCAAAAAACAGAGUUUGAUGAAUGUUCUGAUUUUUUUUCAAAUAUUGCUGGUGUCUCAAUUUUUUAGGAGCCUAAGUGGCUAACACAGUACAGGCUUCUCGAAGAGCUCUCUAGAUCAAAACAGGUUAAUUUGUGUUGAAUACAAUAGCAAAUAGUUCAUUAAAUGUGAGACCCAUGUUUCAGAGUUAUGGACCAGUCACAGCUUGUCUUUUUGUCCACGAGAUUGUCCUCGCCCUCGACCAUUGGAUCAGUUGCACCAUCUCCAAUCCAAUCACUAUGAUAUGGAUUCAAAUUUUAGUAUUGAUGCUUUCAUUUAGUAGUAGUAAAACUUGAAGGGACUAUUACCAGACAAAGAAAAAGACAGAAAUCUUAGUCAAGCUAGCCAGCUAGGUUAGGUUCACCUAGUUAUGCUACGGGGCACAUUAUGGACUUUUUAUUUUACCCAAAAAUUUAACAUAAAUGACCAACAUACCCUUAAUAUGUGAUUUUUUAUUUACAAGUUAGGAAUAGUUAUGUCAUUAUUUUACUUUUAAAAUAGAGUGGAUUUGAUCAAAGGUGAUUUAACCAGUGCAAUAUGAUACUAGAUGGAGUACUAUUGAUCAAUCCGUUUUUAAGGUUUGGGAUGGGUUGUAGUUUUGCACCUGAGAAUAUAAACUACGUAUUUAUAUGCCCAUAAAUCUAGUGAUCAAACAAGUGGUACAAGACAUUCACUGAGACAACACCGUUUCCAAAGUUGCCAUUUUAUAACUUGAUUAAAUUUCCACAAGUGUCUUAAUAAUUUUCAUUAGUGAAAAUUGUUUAAAUUUUCGAAAAAAAAAAAAAAACAGGUGUCUUAAUAAUUUGUCUACCGACUACAGUACUACAUUUUGUAAUUAAUUGAACGCUACCCAACGAUUCAUAGGUUGAUUGAAAUGACAACCGUAUCCUUAUUGUCCUAGUGACCUCCAGAUCCUUCCCAGGCAUAAUUCCUGACAGACAGAGACAACCCACUUUAAUCACAUUUCAUUAAAAAAGAAAAAUACUCCUAGAUAAGAUUUCAGAUCCAAAUUAUCAAAGGUAUGGGUCCCACAUUUCACAAGGCCCAAUAACUCCAUUACUUGUGGACCCCACAUGGAACAAGAGAAAAUGACAAUGAUGAUUAAUUAAAAGAGACAGAUGGACACCAACACUCAACCCACUCUCGGCUAAUCUAUUCAAUUCAGAUUUUAGCCCAAAUCGAGG
Molecule: messenger RNA, 6693 nt
Organism: Cornus florida
Lineage: Eukaryota; Viridiplantae; Streptophyta; Magnoliopsida; Cornales; Cornaceae
Product: protein FRIGIDA-ESSENTIAL 1-like
Exons: 6
Coding region: 449-2587 (712 amino acids)
Molecular function (GO): metal ion binding
Source: RefSeq, a predicted model, not a curated record